AGUAUGUUGUAUGCAGUGUAUUGCAUCAUCAGCUCCUGUGUCCAGUAGCGUUAGCCAGUAGCUUCUCUCUAUUCAUUUCGUCCGGUGGUUGAGUUGAGUUGAGUUGAGUCGCUCAUCAACUCACUCUCCCCCAAUUCCUCCCCCCUCUCUACAUUUCGUCUCUCUCUACAAAAUCCACAACAUCGUCAAACUACACUACUACUCCACGGCAGGAACUUCAAGCUUCUCUUGAGCUCCCCCAAUCCUCUCUCUCCCCCAAUCUCUCUCUCUCUCUCUCUCUCUCUCUCUCUGCAGAAACUUCAAGCUUCUCUUGAGCUCCCCCAAUCCUUUCUCUCUCUCUCUCUCUCUCUCUCUCUCCCUCUGCAUCUCUCUCCCCCCCCUCUCUAAUUUCACUCUCCCUUAAAUCUCUCUCUCCCUCUCUAGUCUCUCCCCAGCCACACCCAACAUAAUUCUCCGCUCCUCAUCCUAAUUUGCUACUCAGUGUUUGCUUUAAACUCACUUACAUUCUUACCAAUGUUUCCAGGAAAAUGAGAGAUAUGCGCCACAUUUACUGGCAUACAGCUGAGCGAUUCCUAAUGAAGCGCUGCUCUCCUUUCCAGUUGAUUGUGUCCAUAUUCACAGUACUUGUUCUUCUGCCUCAGAGUUUUGGUGAUUUGAAUUCUGAUCAACAAGCUCUUCUUGCAUUUGCUGCUGCUGUUCCCCAUGGUCGAAAGCUGAACUGGAAUUCUUCCACCUCUAUCUGCACAACUUGGGUAGGCAUCACUUGCACUCCAGAUGGUGCUCAUGUACUCACGGUUCGACUCCCUGGUGUUGGCCUUAUUGGGAAAAUUCCACCCAACACGCUUGGAAAACUAGAUUCUUUAAGUAUUAUUAGCCUCCGAUCAAAUGCCCUUGAUGGAAGCAUACCGUCUGAUAUUGCUUCCCUCCCCUCCCUCCGCAACCUUUUUCUCCAAAAUAACAACUUUUCUGGUGAUAUUCCAACCUCUUUUUCUUCCCAACUCAGCAUACUGGAUCUUUCAUUCAAUUCCCUAACUGGCAACAUACCACUGUCUAUACAGAACUGGACAGGACUUACUGCAUUAAGCCUUCAGAAUAACUCGCUUUCUGGACAUAUCCCCAAUAUCACCCUUCCCGGACUAAGGCGCUUGAAUUUAAGUAAUAACCAUCUAAAUGGAUCUAUUCCAUCCUCCCUCCAAGGGUUCCCGAAUUCCUCGUUUGUGGGAAACACUUUCUUAUGCGGGCCACCACUUGUUGCUUGCUCACCUGUAGUUCCUGUACGUCCUCCACCUUCGCCAACCAUUUCUCCACCUGUUCCACAAGUGCCCAAAAAAGAAAGCUCUAAAAAGAAAAUUAGUUUAGGUGCUAUUAUUGCUAUUGCAGCUGGAGGGGCUGUGCUUCUGUUUCUUCUAAUUUUAAUCAUAUUUCUGUGCUGCUUAAGGAAAAAGGGGAGUGACGGCGAACGCGUUACGAAGGGGAAGUCUGCUACUGGUGGAAGGAGUGAGAAACCUAAGGAGGAGUUUGGCAGUGGAGUGCAAGAGCCGGAAAAGAACAAGCUGGUUUUCUUUGAAGGCUGUUCUUAUAAUUUUGAUCUUGAGGAUUUGUUGAGGGCUUCAGCUGAAGUGCUUGGAAAGGGAAGUUAUGGGACUGCAUAUAAAGCUGUCCUGGAGGAGUCAACAACUGUGGUAGUAAAACGAUUGAAAGAAGUAGUGGUGGGAAAAAAAGACUUUGAGCAGCAGAUGGAUGCCAUUGGAAGAGUUGGGCAGCAUCCAAAUGUGGUGCCCCUCCGUGCUUAUUAUUACUCAAAAGACGAGAAACUUCUAGUCUAUGAUUAUAUCCCCAACGGUAGCUUGUCCAUGCUAUUGCACGGAACUAGGGGUGCCGGGAGAACUCCACUAGACUGGGUAACCAGGAUUAAAAUAGCUCUUGGAGCUGCAAGAGGUAUAGCCCACAUCCAUUCUGCAGGUGGUGGUAAAUUUACUCACGGAAACAUCAAGUCCUCAAAUGUUCUUCUCAACCAAGACCUAGACGGCUGUGUCUCUGAUAUCGGGUUAGCACCUCUAAUGAACUUCCCUGCCACUCCAUCUCGGCAUGUAGGGUAUCGUGCCCCAGAGGUGAUUGAAACACGCAAGCACAGUCAUAAAUCAGAUGUAUAUAGCUUUGGCAUCCUCCUGCUCGAGAUGUUGACCGGAAAACAACCAAUUCAGUCACCAACUCGGGAUGAUAUGGUUGAUCUCCCAAGGUGGGUACAGUCAGUGGUGAGAGAAGAAUGGACAGCUGAAGUAUUUGAUGUAGAAUUGAUGAGAUAUCAAAACAUAGAAGAAGAGAUGGUGCAAAUGCUGCAAAUUGCAAUGGCAUGUGUUGCAAGGGUGCCAGACAUGAGACCAAACAUAAAUGAAGUGAUUAGAAUGAUAGAAGAGAUUCGGCAAUCUGACUCAGAGAACCGGCCAUCUUCAGAAGAGAACAACAAAUCCAAGGACUCAAAUGUGCAGACCCCCUGAUUUCCUUGCAAGUCCAUUGAAUCUAAUUGCAAUGUCAGUUUAAAAUUUAUUUGAUUUCACAUGAUAGUAAGAUUCUGUCAAGAGAGUGAAGUUUGUCCAGUUUUUUCAUUAUGUUUUUUUUUCAGUGGUUUGGUCAAAUUAGGGAGAGGUAGCAUGUCAUAAUACUAUUUGUUGUAAUAAUUACAAUGUAAGCAAUUCUAUUUGAUUGAACAUUAACAAAAAACAAAA
Molecule: messenger RNA, 2726 nt
Organism: Daucus carota subsp. sativus
Lineage: Eukaryota; Viridiplantae; Streptophyta; Magnoliopsida; Apiales; Apiaceae
Product: probable inactive receptor kinase At5g58300
Exons: 3
Coding region: 528-2498 (656 amino acids)
Biological process (GO): protein phosphorylation
Molecular function (GO): ATP binding; protein kinase activity; protein binding
Source: RefSeq, a predicted model, not a curated record